This is a messenger RNA of Oreochromis aureus, 3641 nucleotides long. RefSeq names its product estrogen-related receptor delta (gene esrrd). The transcript is spliced from 9 exons. The coding region runs from base 1069 to 2589 and encodes 506 amino acids. The record is from RefSeq and is a predicted model, not a curated record. Gene Ontology annotation, biological process: regulation of DNA-templated transcription. NCBI's taxonomy places the organism in Eukaryota, Metazoa, Chordata, Actinopteri, Cichliformes, Cichlidae. Gene Ontology annotation, cellular component: nucleus. Gene Ontology annotation, molecular function: sequence-specific DNA binding; steroid binding; zinc ion binding.
AGUUUGUGUUAGCUAACUAGUGACGGGAUCGAUAACUCACAGGAAAAUAAGGACACUGAAACUAAACGUCAGUGUAAGGGGAUCGGUUCAGUGCUGCAGCAGUGAGUUUAUUUUAAACCGAGGACAUACUGUCUUUAACAGGAAGUGGCUGUUCGCUGUUUGGCUAGCUGCACUCAAACAGAGCGAUCCAGCUGUUAGCCGUAAUGUUCGCGUUUGUAAAUGAGGACUGUGGAGGAGAGCCUGUGUGAGCCCGGUGCCUGAUUUUUCCUCCUCUGCGCUAUUUUAUCCAGUAAAAUAAUCUCUGUCUAAGCAACACAUGCAGACAGUUUACACGGUUACAGCCACCACAUGCUCAGAGAGCCCAGCACGAUCAGGAAUCCCAUCAGCACCUCUGCAGGGAGGAAAAAGUUUGGAGACCUUUGUUUUUUCCUCUCAUCAUCUCACUGACUGAUUACUGAGUAAAAGUGAAGCCCCAGCGCUGCCCAACCUGGUCAGACCAAGGCAUCGUCACCCGUCAGCCUCCCACCUCAGUAAGACCCGGGAGAAGACGGAGGUAGAGAGGCACAGACUGAGUGGACACAAAGGCUGAAGUAAACAGGACUCAUCCUUUAACUUUCAGCUGUGCAGCUGUGUGUGAAUCAUCAGCUGAACCACAUCCUCAGACAGACGGACAGACGGGCCUGGUUAUGCAGCUCUUAUGAAACAGCAGAUGUAGAUGUAGACACUACAGGGUGACAUCAGCAGACGGGAGCUUCGGGCUCCCGUGGCCUACAUCUGUCACUGUCCAAAUCAAUAGAGAUGAUUGGAGGAAGAGGAGGAGAAGCUAACCCCCACCACCCCCUCUCAGGGAAGCAAUAUGCUGAUUGGCUGAUCCUACAGGCCCCGCCCCCUCACUCCCAUCCCUUGUGAUGACAGAACAAACAGAUAAAUAACAGUGCAGACUCCUGAAAGCCUCAGAUGUCCCUCUGAGACAGGCUGAGGACGUUGGUCCCACUUUUUUGUUGGACCUCGAGGUAUCAUCAGAGACUUUGAUUACUCGGGUGUUGGACGCGCCACAGCAGCUUCACGAUGGAGCUGAAGGACUUCUGCGUGACGGGCGAAUACGACCUGCUCAGCCCGCAGCGCAUCCUGGACUCCUCUUCUUCCUCCUCCUCCUCCCCCAGAGAUGAACCUCAGUCUCCACCUUCCUUCCUCCACUCCUCCCCCCUCGGUCCCGCCUUUCCUGUGGAAGCCACUCCCACUCUCAGCCCUUCACAUGCAGAAUUCUUCCUCCACAGUCCGGCUUCUUCUUCUUCCUCCUCAUCCUCCUCCUCCUCACCGUACAGUCUCCUGUGCCGAGCAGCGGAGCCCGACUCCCCGACACGAUGUAGCUCCAGCGGUGGAAGUAGCGCCUUGGUAUCGGAAGCGUCGCUGUGUUUUUCCGUAUCGGACUCGUUUUCAGCGCAGGUCGACUCGAUCCUGAGGGGUGACUACAUGACCUCAAUGGGGGCCGUGGGGCCCAAAAGGCUGUGUCUGGUGUGCGGAGACUUCGCUUCUGGGUAUCACUACGGCGUGGCAUCCUGCGAGGCCUGCAAGGCUUUCUUCAAGAGGACCAUCCAAGGUAACAUCGAGUACAGCUGCCCGGUGAUGAACGAGUGCGAGAUCACAAAGCGGAGGAGGAAAGCCUGUCAGGCCUGCCGUUUCCAGAAGUGUCUGCAGGCUGGGAUGAUGAGGGAGGGUGUCCGUCUGGACCGUGUCAGAGGGGGGCGCCAGAAGUACAAGAGGCGGGUGGACACGGGACUGAGUUUAUGCACCAAAGCCCCAUACAGCCACCCGAGCAGCAGCAGUGAGUUCACCCUCGCUCCCUCUGAAGGCUUUCAGGUCAAACUCCUCGCCCACGCCGAGCGCCGUUUAUCAUCCACUUCCUGUCUUUUAGGGAACAAGGUCAUUUCCCACCUGCUGCUCACAGAGCCCGCCCCUUUAGCUGCCAAUCAGGACAAUUCGACCAAUGACAGCAGCUUGCGGAUCCUGCUGACCCUGUGUGACCUCCUGAACCGGGAGCUGCUGGUUCUCAUUGGCUGGGCAAAACAGAUUCCAGGCUUCUCCGGACUCUCAUUGGUCGAUCAGAUGUCGCUUCUGCAGAGCGGCUGGAUGGAGGCGCUGCUGGUAGGUGUGGCCUGGCGCUCCCAGGGCGCAGGGGGGGACGAGCUUGUGUUUGCCGGGAAUCUGCGUCUGGACGAAGCUCAGUGUCAAGCCACGGGAUUGGCUGACCUGUACGAGGCGCUGCGUCACCUGAUGGCGAAAUACAGAGCGAUGAAGCUGAGCCCUGAGGAGGUGGUGACCCUGAAGGCCAUGGCGCUCGCCAACUCUGAUGCCGACCCGGUGGACUGCCCGGACUCGGUGCAGAGGUUUCAGGACGGGCUCCAUGAGGCGCUGCAGGACUAUGAGUCGUCCCGCCGGGAGCAGCGCCGAGCGGGACGGCUGCUCAUGACCCUCCCCCUUCUGCGACAGACCGCCGACCGAGUCGUGCAGGCUUUCCUGCGGCUGCACCGCCACCACCGCGUCCCCAUCCACAAACUGCUGCUGGAGAUGCUCGACGCCAAGGCCUGACCGCAUCCUGUCGGCCAUUGCGUGACCACAGCGGCUUUUAUCGGGGAGACUGUAAAAUGACCCAAUGCACUUGACUUUUAGCUUUCAGAGAAGUUAUAUUUUUGUAUCAUGAUGUCUUGAGAUGUGUUUGUUUUUUGGCAGAAAUGAGCUUCCGUAUUUUUUGUUUAUGGGACCGAGUCGAGUUUCAAACUUGACGUGGACGUUCACGUCUGUCCUCGCUGUAAAUGCUGCCUGAGAAAACGCAGGAAACCGUUCCUGCUCAGUGAAGCACAUUUCUGCUCAAAGAUCCACCGUUAUAGCUUUUCAUCAGAAAACAUUAAAGUGGAACCGUUCUACUCAUUUCCAGCUCCAUGUUCACAACCUUGGGUUCUGCUAGGGCAGCUUUGCAUGAGUCACAGUUCAGAAUAACCCUUUGUCUGAUACUGGGUCUCUGUCUCAAACAAGCUAUUCCCUGUUUAAGGGCUACCAUCCUACUUAUAUGUUUGAACGGUGAGUGGGCGGGGCCUUUGUCUAAGCUGACUACAGUAGGGAUAUUCUCUGUGACAUCACACAGACCAACAUCAGAAAAAAGUUUGUAACAGUGUUCGUCUCACUGAACUUGUUAUUAGGCACUUGGCUCAUGUUUAUUAUGAACAGAAAAGCAGAACAGAGCCACUUUACCCAAUCGGCAAACACUUCUUUAAGCUCUGCCUCCUGUAGGUAAAGGUGGGCAUAUGUAGACUCAGAUUUAAAUUUAUUUUUAUAAACUAAAAUAUUUUUGUGGGACUUCUAUUUUUCCACGAUGACACGAUCACACUGCGAUGCCGAGUCGUCGUUUAAAUGGCUGUGGAUGUUUACUGUGUCAGCUGGUGUUUAGAUUGUUUGUUAUAAUAAUAAAUUAAAGCUUUUGGAAUAAAAACAGGUGCUCAUCUUUUAUCUUCUAAAAUAUCUCAUGUCUCUAAGAUUUACAACAUGAGCUGAGCUGUAAGCACCGAGUUUGAAUCCAAUAAAAACAUUAAUACAGAUGCUGCAUUCAUAGGUCGUAGGAAACUAGAAAUUUGUCAUCCUCUGUG